Oryza sativa Japonica Group (Japanese rice) is the source of this 2362-nucleotide messenger RNA. RefSeq names its product serine/threonine-protein kinase ATG1a. Gene Ontology annotation, cellular component: cytosol; membrane; phagophore assembly site. Gene Ontology annotation, biological process: protein autophosphorylation; autophagosome assembly; regulation of autophagy. Gene Ontology annotation, molecular function: ATP binding; protein serine/threonine kinase activity. The record is from RefSeq and is a predicted model, not a curated record. NCBI's taxonomy places the organism in Eukaryota, Viridiplantae, Streptophyta, Magnoliopsida, Poales, Poaceae.
CACCACCGGGGGCCCCCCUAAUCCAAACUGUUUCUCGGCUUCCGCUACACGCCUCGCCGACCACCAUGACGAUGGCUGCGGCGCCGGCGAGGUCGGCGGGGGCGGCGGCGGAGAAGAGGAUGGUGGAUCCGCCGCGGGUGGUCGGGGAGUACAAGCUGCUGGAGGAGAUUGGGGUGGGCUCGUUCGCGAAGGUGUACCUCGCGACGCACCUCCGCACCGGCGAUGUCGUGGCGGUGAAGGAGAUCGACCCCAGGAGGAUCGACGAGCGCGUCCGCGGCGGAAUCCUCGAGGAGAAGGCCAUCCUCUCCACCCUUUCCCACCCCAACAUCCUUCGCCUCAUCGACACCAUCCAGGAGGAGAAUCUGUACCUGAUUCUGGAGUACUGCAAUGGAGGCGACCUCGAGGGGUACAGGACGAAGGGCGGCGAGGACGCCCGGUUGCCGGACGCCACCGCGAGGGACUUCAUGCGGCAGCUCGCGGAAGGGCUCAAGAUGCUGAGGGGAAGAUCAAUCGUGCACCGCGACCUCAAGCCUCAGAAUCUUCUGCUAUCAACUAAUGGUGAUGCCAUCACACUGAAAAUUGGAGAUUUUGGGUUUGCUAGGUCUCUUGUGCAAGAAAAUUUAGCUGCUACAAUGUGUGGAUCUCCAUCCUAUAUGGCGCCAGAAAUUAUGCGAUGUGAGGAUUACGAUGCAAAGGCAGACUUGUGGAGUGUUGGUGUUAUUCUUUUUCAGCUAGUCACAGGGAAAUUGCCUUUUUAUGGGGCUAAUCUAUUCAAGCUGAGGCAAAACAUCCAUGAAUCUAACGGCGUUAAGUUCCCUAAAGAAAUCAAGGAUGAUUUACAUCCUGAUUUCAUUGACCUGUGCCGAGGGCUCCUACGUCUUGAUCCAAAGAAGAGAAUUUCUUUUGAGGAAUUCUUCAAUCACAAGUUUUUGUCAACAACUGGGUCGACCCUUUACUCUGGUGGAAGCAUUCAAAGGAAAAGAGAGAUUAGCAGUGAGCCCAAUCAUCCUGCUGAUUUAUUAAGGGAUACAUGCCAGAUCAUUUCUUCGGAUGUCCUGAAAGAUAAGUCUGAAAGCGUGGAUUCUAGAAAUUUGCAAGCAUUUGAUUCAUGGGAAUGGAUUGAACGAGAAUAUGUACUUGUUCAGGCGAACUCUACUUCCACGGAAAUUUUGUCUUCACUUGAAAAGUCAAUGAAGGAUGGUACAGGUGCAAAACCUGCCAGCUAUGAUAGGUCCACUGUUAAACGGUCUGCUUGGAACCAAAACAGAAAUUCAGUCAGUAGAGGGGUUGCUAUAAAAAGCAAUGGAUGCACCCCAUUGUCUACUUCCCAUGAAUCAACAGCUGCAGAAAAUCUGCUAAAUCCACCUUAUUGUUACACAAGGCUUCAACUCCUUAACCAGUAUAUUGUUGUUCUUACAGAACUUGCAGAGGAGAAGCUUUUUAAAGGGCUGGACUUGGAGGCACUAUCUGUUGAACUUAUAAUAUUAGCUAUUUGGAACGAGGCCCUUAAUGCAUGUAGUUUAUCCACGGAUGCUACACAUGAUGGAUUUUUUUUGACCCAAGCUCAUGUCAAUUUCCUGCCUAAGAAUGACCAUCGUCCAUCUCGAAAUGUAGUACAAGGAUUGGAUUUCACCAGGCUCGUUUCUGUCUGUUCCUGGGCUGAAAGUGGCUUUAUCAAGGCAUAUGACCGUGCAGAGAAGAUAUCACAUAGGUUGCGGGACAACAAUGAUAACACCGAGAUGCCAGAUGCAGUGGAGAUCAUAUUCCAGACAGCUUUAAUAUAUGGAACAACUGGUGCUGCAAAGGAAGUUUUGGGAUACCAAAAUAGAUCGGUGGCGCUAUACUCAAAAGCAAUCAUCUUGCUCACAUUUGUAUUGCAAGAAGCAACUAAUUUGCCACUGAAUCCGCCGUUUUCCCUUUCAUCAUCUGAUCAGCAACGUAUCCAUAGGUACAUAGCUAAUUUGAGGAGCCAUCUAUGCAGUGCCCAGCUGACCGGACAACAGGAGAGAUAUGUCCAGAACUAACUUUUACAUGGGAAAUAUUGGUGCACAAAGAAGUGAAAGUUAAAUUGAUUCCGUGGUAAACUUCAAGCAAGCUUUGUUUUGUUCCCCACGAGUAUUAGUCUUUGCCUCCAACUUUUUUUUGUCUAGGAGAUGCUUACUUGGGGGAACUUUUGUAAUGUUUUGUUUGCAUGAUCAUAGUCCAUGUGUUCUUUUUGUAUAUAAUAUAUAAUAACACUUCUAAGUUGUACAGUUAUUUGCCAUAGAACUGAAAUGACCUCUUGGCUCUGUAUAUAAGUAGCAUGUAAAAAGAGCAAAUAGUUUUUUAUUUUUCCAAGUCUUAAAACUGCUUUGCCUACUUA